UGAGUGGAGCACCAGGGUGGCUUUUCUGCUUCUUGCUGUCAUCUACAGACCAGCACCUGGGUCAGAACAUGAUGGCAUUUCUGUUCCUAUUGCUUAUACUCACAGUAAUACUCCCCAGUGCAUCAGCAGCUCACAAAGUGAAGAGGCAAAGUGACUUCUGGGGAAGCUGGGGAGAGUGGGGUGACUGCAGCCGUAGCUGUGCUGGUGGAGUCAGCAUUCGGCAGCGGCAUUGCUAUUCACAGAGGACAGAUGGUGGAUCCAGUUGUGUAGGACCAUCCCGAAGCUAUCGAUCAUGCAAUGUUCAGAACUGUCCUGAAGGCUCAAGAGAUUUUCGAGGAGAGCAAUGUGCAGAGUUUGAUGGGACAGAAUUUCAAGGAAAGAUAUACAAGUGGCUCCCUUACUAUGGUGCUCCUAAUAAAUGUGAACUAAACUGUAUCCCAAAGGGAGAGAACUUCUACUAUAGACAUAAAGAAUUUGUGACAGAUGGAACGACUUGUGAGCCAGGGAAGCGUGACAUCUGCGUUGAGGGAGUUUGUCGAGCUGUGGGCUGUGAUAACAUGCUGGAUUCUUCCAAGAAGGAAGACAAAUGUCUGCAAUGUGGAGGAGAUGGCAAAGCAUGUUUUGAAGUGAAGGGCCUCUUUGAUGUGCCCAACCUCCCUAAAGGUUACAAUCAAAUCUUCAUCAUUCCCAUGGGAGCCACAAGUAUUCAUAUUAAAGAAGUGACACCAACUAGAAACUUCUUGGCUAUCAAGAAUGUGCAAGGAACAUACUAUCUGAAUGGACACUGGACUAUCGAGUUCAGCCGGGCUUUACAUAUUGCGAGCACAGUGGUGCAUUAUGACCGAGGCUCUGAGGGUGACCUGGCCCCUGAACUUGUUCAUGCCAAAGGUCCCACCACUGAGCCCUUGAUCAUUGAACUUAUCAUCCAGGAAGAAAACCGAGGGGUGCAUUAUGAAUACUACCUGCCAUUCCAAAGGCAGAACUCAGGCUAUAGCUGGGGAUAUGGCUCCUGGAGUGAAUGCAGUGUGGAGUGUGGUGGUGGUUAUCAGUCACGCCAGGUUUUUUGCACCAUUGACAAUGAAGUAUAUCCAGAUCACAUGUGCAGAGAAAAACAACAACCAGAAAACAACCAGACAUGCAGCCUUCAGUCAUGCCCCCAGACAAAACGGAUAUCUUAUCUCUAUCUGCCGGGAGCAUGGAGCCGCAGCAGAGCAUGGAACUUGCAAAUGAAGAGCUGGAAAACUGGGGACUGGGGAGUCUGCUCAGCAACCUGCGGAGGAGGCACACAAAUCCGUUCUGUUUACUGUGUCUCCUAUGAUGGACAUGGUUCUCAGGAUGUAGUGGAUGAUGCUGCGUGUGCGUCCUUAACAGAGAGGCCACGCAGUGCACAGACCUGCAACAUGCAACAGUGUGCAACAUGGACCACAGGGCCUUGGUCGGAGUGCUCAGUUAGCUGUGGAGAAGGUAUUCAGUCCCGGACUGUAGCUUGCAGGACAGGGCUGGGCUCUCAGACUCAAGCUGUUGCCUGCUUGACGCAACCCAAACCUCCUGAUACCCAAACCUGCAUUGAAGAUAACUGUAUCCAUGAGGUUGGUUGGCAUAUUGGUGGCUGGGGACUGUGUUCAAAGAGCUGUGACUCUGGCAUCCGAACCCGCCAAGUCACCUGUGCCGAUAGAGAUUUCAAAUCCUACAACCAAGAGAUGUGCAAAGCCAUCCAGCCAUGGAUACCAGAGACAUUUGAAAGCUGCAACACACAGCCUUGCCACCAAUCACAGCAGGUUCCCAGUAUGCAGGACACCACAGGCUAUGAUAUCAACCGUCUGCCCUUAUCGACUCGCUACAUCCCUGACCAUGAUGCCACAGUUUCUAGAAAUGAAAGAGUAAUCCAAGGUAGCUCUACUCAUCACCAGCUCCAGCUUAAUGAAGAUCGUGGCUCCAAUUUCUUGCCUCUUCGAUGGGAGUCUUACUCCUCAGUGUCCCAUCACUUCAACUCCCCUCCAGAUGUUGCCCCACUGAGUGAUGUUCAGGACUGCAGCCAGAGUUCUCAUGGAUGCUGCUCAGAUGGCCACACUCCAGCCGCUGGCCCCCUUAGGCAAGGCUGCCCAUCUGACAUUUGCCAACAUAGCAGGUAUGGCUGCUGCCCUGAUGGAGUAUCACCUGCCCAAGGGCCAAAUAAAAAAGGAUGCCCACAGUAUUACAGUGAUGUUUAUUUGAACAGAAAUGAACCUGCUGUUGCUUCUUCAAAGGCAAGCCAAGUUCUGUCCCAGCAGAGUCCAACUGUGGAGUGCCGAAGUUCUAUGUAUGGUUGUUGUUAUGACAAUAUUGCUUCUGCUUCAGGGCCUCUGGGGGAAGGAUGCCUCAACAGACCCAGUCAAUCUUAUCCUAUCAACUGUCUGCUACCCAGUGCCCAUGGCCCAUGCACAGACUGGACAACUCGUUGGUACUUUGUGUAUGAUGUUGGGAAGUGCAACCGAUUCUGGUAUGGAGGUUGCCAUGGUAAUAAGAACAACUUUGCUUCUGAAGAGGAGUGCAUGGGAACUUGCCAUGUAUCUGUGGGGAGAAGUGAUGUGAGGCAUCAUCACCAUAUUGCAGUCCCCAGCAUCCAGUCUAGUUCUCACUUCCAAGAAGGGAAUGCACAGGAGAAGCAACAGCAGCAGUCUGCAAGAGGAGCCAUCAGUCACAGCCACACAGGAGGACAUAGAACUUCCCACAUUGUUCAAGGUGGCUCAGAAGCUCAAUCAGCACCACACCAUGUAGAAAGGGGGUGGGGAAGGACUAGGAUUACAGAUGCGCUGCCAAAGCCCCAGCAAGGAACUGCUGUUCUGGAUAGCCAGCAGCAAGGUUCUUAUCACUCAACAGCUUAUGGGGAAAGAAGGAUGGAUCCAGCAAAGCACCUGCAUGGGUUGGGGGAAACUGUGGUUUCUGGACACACUGACAGACAGCUGACUGUCAAUGGGCAGACAGUUUAUCAUGAACGUGAAGAAUGGAGGAGGCCACCUGGAGUGGAUGAAUCAACAGUGAAUGGAUUUGAGCAUCAAACCCCACCAGACUUUUCGUUACAACAUUCUCUGAACAGGGUCUUCUUGGAAGGAUCAGGGUCUUCAACAGUGGAGGCUGGCCUGGGACAAAGUAUUCGUCUUAUUUGCAAGACCAGCAAUUCCCCUUUUUCCAGAGUUGAGUGGCAGAAAGAUGGACAGCCAGUGCCGUCAGACAGGCAUACUUACCAAUCUGACAGUUCCUUGGUGAUCAGCCAGCUCAGAGCUGAGGAUGCUGGGACCUAUUCGUGUCUAAUUUCCAAUGGGAGGACAGAGCACAGACAGAUUCAGCUAAGGAUCAAAGGUAUCUAUGGAGCUGCAGUUGCACAAGGAACGAGACACCAGCUUAAUCAUGGACAGAAUCGUCAACAUGGAGUAUUUGGUUUAGGAGUUAGUACUGGGCAUUCAGUUGUCUCCUCUGAGCAUCCUCAUUCCACAUACAGGUUAAAAAUGUACAAGAAUGAGCCCUCAGUAGUUGAUGCCAACAUUGGGGAGCGAGUCAGGUUGCCUUGCCGAGUCGAAGCUACACCUACUCUAACCAUUGAGUGGCAGAAGGAUGGACAGCCCAUCUCUUCUUCCAGGUACAGGCAGCAGGCUGAUGGUGCCUUGGUUAUCAGUCGCCUGAGUGCAGAAGAUGCUGGCUUCUUUACCUGCAUUGCUUCCAAUGGCCAUGCCCAGGAUCAGAGAAGAAUCCAGAUUAGACCUCAAGGGGAGUUGAGAAUCACUGGUGUGCUACCCAGCCUCUCUGUGUCUGAGGGAGAAAAUACCCAGCUUCAGUGUGUUGUGACAGGCAACAAUGUCAACAUCAGAUGGUCAAGGAAUGGGGUUCCAGUGAGAGCUGACGGCCAUCAUAUCCGUAUGUUCCAUGAUGGAAGCCUUCAUAUAAACAAUGUGCAAAUAGGUGAUGAGGGGUCCUACACCUGCAAUGCCUACAGUGGUAGCAACUCUGUCAGUGCCAGCACAGAAGUGAAAGUGAUCAGGAGGAGGUCAGAAGUACCUGCAUCCCUCCCUGUGGACCCAAGCAGAGAGUGUGUUGACCAACCACAUCUGGCCAACUGUGAGCUGAUAUUGCAGGCGCAACUCUGCAAUAAUGAAUAUUACUCCAGCUUCUGCUGUGCCAGCUGUUCUCGUUAUCAGCCCAAAGAUCUUCCUCACCAACGUCGCUGACCCCUUUUCCUCCCAGAGAGGGACAGUACUUGCAGCAGGGACUUCAAAAAGCAAUCUCAAAUCUACAUUCUCAAGCACACAUGGGGAAGCCAGCAUGGGCUGUUUUAGCAGAACAGUUGGCAGUAACUGAAUGCUCACCUCCCCAAGCUUUUUUGCAGCAAGUAUACCCAGUCCCCGCCCCCACUCCUGAAUACUGGCUGAUCUGCUCAUCAGUGGAACCAAACAACAAGGGAUUGUUUCUCUAACAAAGACUAACAAGCAAUGAGGACAAGAGUCAAGAACAAGCAAGAAAGCUGCUUUUUAAGACAAAGGAUGAAAGCAUUUGAACAAACAGCAGCCACUACUCAAAUUUAGAAGUAGAUUAAGGAAAACCACUGAACCAGAUUCUUUGUGGAAGGGCAAACAACUGACCAUGUUUCUGGGGAAACUUGGCAGCUGAUCUUGACUUUCUGCCGUCAUUUCAAAUAUUCUCUAACCCUCCUCUUCCAUGCUUUUCAGUUUUCAAAAGAUACAAGUAGAUAAAGUGGAUGUGCUUAACAGCAGCUACCCAAAGCUACUGAUUGAGGGAUUUUGGCACUAUGCAGAUAUCAUUAACUUGUUGGAGCUUCAAGAGAUUUGGACCUUGGUGAAAAGAAACAAACUCCAAGAAAGCUUGUGUGGGUCCUGAAUUGGACCACCUUAAGACAAGCACAUCACAUAAAGAAAAUAGGGUCUAUUUUGCACAUUCUAGGAUUCUUCCUGUAUGGGAAUAUAUAGGGGUAGUUCCAUGUAUGGGUUUUAGUAUGCUGAUUUAUGAAAAUCUUGACUGGCCAGAGUUUGACUCUGCAUGUUUAUCCUCAGGUUCAUCACAUUCAGAACCAGGCUUCAAAGUUACUCUGUACUAACUAAAGAACAUUCCGGCUGGUUAAGGGUGCAUGUGUGUGCACUGUAUUC
This is a messenger RNA of Heteronotia binoei (common prickly gecko), 5135 nucleotides long. RefSeq names its product papilin, proteoglycan like sulfated glycoprotein (gene PAPLN). Gene Ontology annotation, molecular function: serine-type endopeptidase inhibitor activity; metalloendopeptidase activity. Gene Ontology annotation, biological process: extracellular matrix organization. Gene Ontology annotation, cellular component: extracellular matrix. The record is from RefSeq and is a predicted model, not a curated record. NCBI's taxonomy places the organism in Eukaryota, Metazoa, Chordata, Lepidosauria, Squamata, Gekkonidae. The transcript has 28 exons. Bases 69 to 4202 code for a protein of 1377 amino acids.